Molecule: messenger RNA, 2311 nt
Organism: Ochotona princeps (American pika)
Lineage: Eukaryota; Metazoa; Chordata; Mammalia; Lagomorpha; Ochotonidae
Product: zinc finger protein 248
Exons: 5
Coding region: 378-2114 (578 amino acids)
Biological process (GO): negative regulation of transcription by RNA polymerase II
Molecular function (GO): DNA-binding transcription repressor activity, RNA polymerase II-specific
Source: RefSeq, a predicted model, not a curated record
GUGACGUGCGCGUGGGGUUGCCGGGGUGAGACGCCGCGCUUGGUGCGGCGUGAAUGGCGCGCUGGGACCGGGUCUGCGAGGCGGGGCUGCGCGCCCGGCGCCCGGACCUGACGGGGAUCGAGACUCGCCGCCACCGCCGUGCUUGUCCGUCGUGGCUGUGAGGUGGGGGUCCCUGUUGCCCAUCCCGGAGCGGAGCCUCGGGCCUCUGUGGAGCUGCGUGGACAGCCUGGCCGGACACGCCGCACCCCAGGGCACACGUCGCUGGCAACGUGUGCGGUCAUGACACACCGUCCUGAAGCCGGCGAGGGCUGCGAGCCGAUGGGAGGCCUGGAGCACGCUUAACGCCAGCAAGCUCUCACCUCCACCACGAGGAGAAAAUGAACAAAUCCCAGGAACAAGUGUCGUUCAAGGAUGUGUGCGUGGACUUCACCCAGGAAGAAUGGUACCUGCUGAACCCUGCUCAGAGGCUGCUCUACAGAGAUGUGAUCCUGGAAAAUUACAACAACCUUGUCUCCAUAGGAUAUUGCAUUAAUAAGCCAGAAGUGAUCUUCAAGAUCGAGCAAGGAGAAGAGCCCUGGAUAUUGGAGAAGGGCUUCCCAGGUCACAGCCACCCAGAAAGGAAAUGGAAAAUUGAUGACCCAGUAGAAAGCAACCAAGAAAAUCAAAAUGAACACUUUUGGCAGCUCGUAUUCACCACCAACAGAACCAUAAGUGUGGAAAGUGGUGCAAGAGUGAGGAAAACUUCCAGUCUGGGCACAGACCUUGUUUCUUCAAGAAAUUUUCCCUGUAAAAUUUGUGACUCAUGUGAAGUGAGCUUGAAAAAUAUUUCAGGCUUACUUGGUGGUAAAAAGAACUAUUCCCGAAAGAAGCCUAAUGAAUUGAAUGUAUGUGAGAAGUUACUCCUUGAUAUUAAGCAUGAGAAAAUUGCUGCUGGAGGGAAAUCUUGUAAAUAUUUACAAAAAAGAAAUGGCCUAAGUCACCGCCAUGCUCUCGUUCAGCCAGUCCUGGACCCACCUUUUCAGUAUGGUGAAAAUGGACAAGGCUUCCAUGAGGAGUCAGACUUUGUAGCAAGUCAGAGGUCUCAGUUGGGACAGACAGCCUGUAAAUACAGUGAAUGUGGAAGAACCUUCAUAGGUGAUUUAAAACUCAGUGGAUCUCAGAGAACCCACUUGGAAAUGGAGCCAGACGAAUGCAGUGUGUGUGGGAAGUCCUAUGUGGAUUUAAGAUUUGGACAUCAGAGAGCUCCCACAGGGCACAGUCCCUAUGACUAUAAUGAGUAUGGUGAAAUCUUCUGUGAUGAUUCAACUUUUAUUAUCCACCAGGGAACCUACUCAAGAAAGAUUUCUCAAGAAUACAAACUGAGUGACAAAACUUGGGAAAAAUCACCCCUCUUUAAACAUCAGAUAGUACAUACGAAGCAAAAGCCCUAUGACUACAAAGAAAAUGGGAAUAAUUUCAGGAAAAAGUCACAUAUUAGCCACCUUCGAAGAGGUCACUCAGGAGAAAAAACCUUUGAAUGUAGUGAAUGUGGGAAGACCUUCUGGGAGAAGUCAAACCUCACCCAACAUCAGAGAACACACACCGGGGAGAAGCCCUAUGAAUGUACUGAAUGCGGGAAAGCCUUCUGCCAGAAACCACACCUGACCAACCAUCAGCGAACACACACAGGAGAAAAACCCUAUGAAUGUAAGCAAUGUGGAAAAACAUUCUGUGUGAAGUCAAAUCUCACUGAGCAUCAAAGAACACACACAGGGGAGAAACCCUAUGAAUGUAAUGCAUGCGGGAAGUCCUUCUGCCACAGGUCUGCCCUAACCGUCCAUCAAAGAACUCACACCGGGGAGAAACCCUUUAUAUGUAGUGAAUGUGGGAAAUCCUUCUGUGUGAAGUCAAAUCUCAUUGUACAUCAAAGAACUCACACGGGGGAGAAGCCAUAUAAAUGUAAUGAGUGUGGGAAGACCUUCUGUGAAAAAUCAGCUCUCACAAAACACCAGAGGACUCACACAGGGGAGAAGCCCUAUGAGUGUACUGCAUGUGGGAAGACCUUCAGCCAGCGAUCAGUGCUCACAAAACAUCAAAGAAUUCACACCAGAGUGAAAGCUCUUUCAGCAUCCUGAAUGUGUGAGACCUCCAUACAGUUUGUCACAAGUGUAGUUUUUAAAAAUGAGAGAAAACCAAAGAUUGUCUUAAGUUACUAGAAAAUGACACCUUGUUUGAAUAUACAAGAGUGUUCCAGAAUUAACGCUUGGCAUUAGUUCAUGUGUACUGAGGAGAAAUCUGUUCAUUUAAGCUAUGUAGUUUAAAAAAGCAAAAA